Apiotrichum porosum is the source of this 1161-nucleotide messenger RNA. RefSeq lists its product as uncharacterized. NCBI's taxonomy places the organism in Eukaryota, Fungi, Basidiomycota, Tremellomycetes, Trichosporonales, Trichosporonaceae. The transcript is spliced from 8 exons. The record is from RefSeq and is a predicted model, not a curated record. Bases 1 to 1161 code for a protein of 386 amino acids.
AUGUCGAAGCAGCCCCUCCGUGCGUACCAUUUCCUGGCCAGUCGUCGUGCCGUGAUGCGAGAGGAGCCUGCAGUACCAUCCGCGUGGAACUGGAGGUUGGGGGCCAGGUGGUAUGCGACACCGGCCCCGACAUCUCCGUCAUGGUCACUCCACCCCCACUCCAACAGUCCACACGACCACACGAGCACCUCCAAGAAAAAGGGUGCUUGCGCCGCCUUGCAAGCAGCUACUGGCGGCUUGCACGCCGAUGUAUACGCGCUAGACUGCUUGCCGCUAUGCGCGGUUGGAGCUUGUGGUGCGCCCCUCCCCUUUGGUUACACCUUCACCGCCGGCGCCAUUGCCGGUGUGACUGAGCUCCUGCUCCUUUACCCCCUCGAUGUCGUCAAGACCCGCCAGCAGCUUGACACCUCGAAGAACCCCGCCGGCAUGGUCACCACCUUCAAGAACAUUAUCGCUCAGGAGGGUCCUGCCCGUCUCUACCGCGGUAUCGCCUCGCCCCUCCUUAUGGAGGCACCUAAGCGUGCCAUCAAGUUCGGUGCCAACGGCUGGUGGGGCUCGAUCUUCACUGACGGCGGCAAGAAGAAGACCACCCAGGGCAUUGCCCUCCUCACUGGUUGCUUCGCCGGUGCCACCGAGUCGUUUGUCGUUACCCCCUUUGAGCUGGUCAAGAUCCGUCUCCAGGACAAGGCCUCGACCUACACUGGCCCCCUCGACGUUGUCAAGAAGGUCAUCAAGACCAACGGUUUCCUCGGUAUCUACCAGGGCAUGGAGCCCACUUUCUGGCGUCACUGGUGGUGGAACGGUGGUUACUUCGGUUCGAUCUUCCAGAUCAAGGCUCUCCUCCCCAAGGCCCAGUCCAAGAACCAGGAGAUGGGUAACAACCUCGCCGCCGGUACCGUCGGUGGUUUCAUCGGUACUGUCAUCAACACUCCCUUCGAUGUCGUCAAGUCGCGUCUGCAGCUCCACGCCACUGGCGAGUGGACCUACCCCGCUCUCAUCCGCAUCGCUCGCGAGGAGGGCUUCGGUGCCCUGUACAAGGGCUUUGCGCCAAAGGUCCUCCGUCUCGCUCCCGGUGGUGGUGUCCUUCUGCUUGUCGUCGAGGCCCUCUCGACCGUCUUCCGCAAGCACCUUGGCCCCCCUUACAUCGAGGUCCUGGCUUAA